AUGGAUGAUUCUGAUACCGAUCUAACAACCAAUUUAACAUCGCUCUUAUUAAAUCAUUGUACGAGUAUAAAAAUGAAUGAUGUUGAAGCACUUCUUUCACGAUUACCUGCAUUAAAACAUCUUCGAUUACUCUUUCCGAGUUGUGAACCUAAUUCUAAAUUAUUUGAUGGUUCUCGAUGGGAGAAGUUCAUUCAAACGAAAUUACCUCUAUUGGACAAGUUUGAAUUCUCGUUCGAAGUUUUUAAACGUUUUAAUUCAACUGAUGUUACGAUAGAAUCAUUGAUUGCACCAUUUUGA
This is a messenger RNA of Rotaria sp. Silwood1, 297 nucleotides long. The record is from the annotation of a GenBank genome assembly. Lineage: Eukaryota; Metazoa; Rotifera; Eurotatoria; Philodinida; Philodinidae.